This is a messenger RNA of Pistacia vera, 1821 nucleotides long. RefSeq names its product 39S ribosomal protein L54, mitochondrial-like. NCBI's taxonomy places the organism in Eukaryota, Viridiplantae, Streptophyta, Magnoliopsida, Sapindales, Anacardiaceae. The transcript has a single exon. Gene Ontology annotation, cellular component: mitochondrial large ribosomal subunit. The record is from RefSeq and is a predicted model, not a curated record. The coding region runs from base 989 to 1402 and encodes 137 amino acids. Gene Ontology annotation, molecular function: structural constituent of ribosome.
UUUGUUAUUAAGAAAAAUGAGGAGCAAUUUAGUAAUGCUAAUUUCUCUCAUAAUUUUAGAUUAUUCAGAAUUCUGUGUCCAAGCUAUAGGAGUUCAAAUACUAGGAAAUAGGGAUUUGUAAAUUUUUUAUCUUUUUAUGUCCAAUGGGGUGCUUUGGUCAAUGAGUUGAUAUGUGCGUUUUAACUAGAUGAAUACUUGUAUUUUGUAAAAUCAUCCAGAAGUUGUAGAAGAUGAGAGGAAGGUAGUUUGCAAUAUUGUUUUUAUAGUAUAUCUGUGGCCACCAAGUUCAAGGAUCUCGAGCAAUCCUUACAAGUAUGUGGAGACUGAUGGGUCAUUUAUGCUUUUCAGAUGAUUUUCCAUGCUUAGUGUUAAUUAAUUUGGCGUUUUAUUUUUAGUUUUUGCUUCGAUGUUGAAAAGUAAAUGUUUGUUGACAUUGUUUUGGAGAUUAAAAAGUUGAACCGUAAAGAAGUGCUCAUUACAUUGUCUUUGUUUUCAAUUUAACUUUGAAUUUGCUGCUCCGUUCAUAAAAUCUUAAGUUUUGUGAUUCGUGAUGUUUGAUCUUGAACAAUGUUCUUCUCAUUGAGAAAAUUAUGGCUUUAUAUUCAGCAUUUUUUUGGCUUUCAAACAGAGUUUUUGAAAGUGUCCUCGAUGAGUUUAUUUGUCAUUAUAUGCUCUUUUAUUUUUUUUCCUGAUAACUGAGAAAUCUAGUGGAUGGCAUCAGUUCUGAAAUUGGCGAUUAGUGCUAGCUUACUAGCUUCAGUGGUUCGGAAAGUUGUGAUAUAGAAUAGCCCUGGUAGGAUAUCUCAAGGGAUUUGAACUUCCCUAAAUCUCAAUGCUCAUGGCGUAAAGCUUUUUAACCACAAUCAUAACACCCAGCGCUGAAAGGAGAGGAAUUUAGAUAUAGUCAAGUUGUAGAAAAUGGAGUUUAAUAAAAUAUGCUGGACUAUUUGUUCUUGCACUUGAUUCCAUCAUUUAAUCAUUAACAUUGAUGUUGCAGGAUAAAGUUAUGGCAAUGAACAAUAUCAGAUCAUUGAGAAGCUUCAUUAUUAUAAAGGAGACAGUUGGGGAGGUGGGCCAACGAACAUUUGCAACUGGGAAAGCAAAGAAAGGCGGUAAAGGAGGUGCAGCCAGCGAUGCCCCAAAAGCAUCAAUAUUGAGCAAAGAAGUCAAGUCUACAACAGUAGUUGGUGCCAAUAUUCUUAAGGAUGGGACAGAUCCUAAGAUCUUGGCAGAUUCUGAAUACCCUGACUGGUUGUAUCAUCUGCUUGAUAAACGUCCAGCUUUGAGCGAACUAAGAAGGAAGAACAUUGAAACUCUUCCUUAUGAAGAUCUAAAACGUUUUGUCAAGCUGGACAAUCGAGAUAGGAUCAAGGAAAACAACUCUAUGAAGGCCAAGCACUGAUACAAAGAGAAAAUAAAAAAUUCUGUGGGAAGCAUGAUUUCUUUGUCGAGUGUUAUGAAUCUUUUCUUCUGGGAUUCCUUCAAUGUAAUUGACUGGCACAUUGUAGAAUCAUGAAAUAUAAUUGAAGGGAAAGCAGACAUGAUUUAACAGAUCUCUGUUGCUAUAACUUCAUUUUCGUUCGCUUCUUUCUCCUUUUCUUUUCUUUAGAACCUUAGUUACUGUUCAGAAUAUAAAUUUACAAUGUCAUUGGUGAAAUCAUUUGAGUUGUUGCCUUAGCACUGUUGCAAAACCCUACAAUGUUCUACUUUCUACUUGCCUGAUAGUUAGGCUUUGACCCAGUGUAAAUUUAUCUAACAUUAUUACAGUUGUCAUAAUGAUUUGUUGUUUAUGCCAUAUAAGAAGAGAGGAAGGCAUUGUUA